This is a messenger RNA of Fusarium mangiferae, 3228 nucleotides long. RefSeq names its product putative bifunctional P-450:NADPH-P450 reductase. The record is from RefSeq and is a predicted model, not a curated record. Gene Ontology annotation, cellular component: cytosol. The coding region runs from base 1 to 3228 and encodes 1075 amino acids. NCBI's taxonomy places the organism in Eukaryota, Fungi, Ascomycota, Sordariomycetes, Hypocreales, Nectriaceae. Gene Ontology annotation, molecular function: aromatase activity; iron ion binding; heme binding. The transcript has 6 exons.
AUGGCAGUAAAGCAAGAUUCGAAAAAGCACGACGAGAAGCGCAAGGGACAAAUCCCUGGGCCAAAGGGCCUUCCGAUCAUCGGUAGCCUCCUCGACAUCGACCUCACAAACUCUCUGCAAUCGGUAAUUAACAUGGCUAAAGAUUAUCCAAAUCUCUUCUCGCUAAAUGUCGGAGGAAACACAGAGGUCAUGAUCUGCAGCCGCGAGCUCUUGGACGAAUUAUCUGACGAGUCACGGUUUCACAAGCUUGUUGUUGGUGGUGUUGAGAAGCUACGGCCUCUGGCUGGCGAUGGCCUCUUCUCAGCGCAACAUAAUAACCAGGAAUGGGCCAUCGCACAUCGAAUCCUCAUGCCACUGUUCGGGCCUCUAACGAUCAGAGAGAUGUUUCCAGACAUGCGAGAAAUCUCAGAACAGCUUUGUCUAAAAUGGGCGCGAGCAGGUUCCUCAGCUACCAUCGACGUCGGAAACGACUUCACACGACUGACACUCGACACCAUCGCGCUAUGCACAAUGGGCUUCCGCUUCAAUAGCUUCUACAGCAACGACAAGAUGCACCCUUUUGUCGAGAGCAUGGUCGCAGCUCUCAUCGAUGCCGAAAAGCAAUCCUUCUUUCCCGACGUCGUGCAAUCACUAAGAAUACGAGCCCAAUCCCAUUUCAAGAAGCGCGCUGCUGUGAUGAAGAGCACGUGUCAGGACAUUCUCGACCAGCGACGGAAGAAUCCUGUUGAGGGUAAAGAUCUCCUGAAUGCUAUGAUGAGUGGCAAAGAUCCCAAGACUGGGAUGGGCAUGAGUGAUGGCAAUAUCGUCGACAACCUCAUCACUUUCCUCAUUGCGGGCCAUGAGACUACCUCUGGGCUCUUGUCGUUUGCAUUCUACUACCUCCUCGAGAACCCCGAGAAGCUACAGAAGGCUCGCGAGGAGGUCGACGAGGUAUUGGGCGAUGAGAACAUCACAGCCGACCACCUCCCCAAGAUGCCCUACAUCAACAUGAUCUUCCGCGAGACUCUUCGUCUGAUGCCCACAGCACCAGGGUUCUACGUCACGCCUUUCAAAGACGAAGUAAUCGGCGGCCAAUACAACGUCUCCGCAGGCGAUCCCCUGUUCCUCUUCCUCCACAUGAUCCACCGCGAUCCUGAAGUUUGGGGCCCUGAUGCCGAGGAGUUCAGGCCUGAGAGGAUGGCGGACGAGCACUUUAACAAACUCCCCAAGAACGCUUGGAAGCCUUUUGGAAAUGGUAUGAGAGGCUGUAUCGGUAGAGAGUUUGCCUGGCAGGAAGCUCAAAUCGUUACAAUCAUGCUUCUCCAGAACUUUGAUAUGGUCAAGGCCGACCCUAACUAUAAGCUCAAGAUCAAGCAGUCGCUCACCAUCAAACCUGACGGUUUCAACAUGAAGGUCAAGCUCCGAGAGGGACGUGACUUGACCAACCUCUUCAAGAACCCCAGUCUCGCUAGUUCCAAGCAGCCCAGUCUCUCCAGUCGCAAGAACCUCAACAUCUCACAGAAGGACCUGAAGCCAAUUUCCAUCUUCUACGGGUCCAACACUGGAACUUGUGAGGCUUUGGCGGAGCGGCUAUCGGCGGAUUGUGCGACAUUCGGAUUCAUGCCUUCCAAGCCUCUGCCGCUUGAUGACGCUACGAAGAACCUGUCCAAGGAUGGACCGAAUAUCAUCUUGGCUGCUUCCUACGAUGGAAAGCCUUCUGAUAAUGCGACUGAGUUUACCAAGUGGGCUGAGGCGCUGCAGCCCGGGGAGCUAGAGGGCACUCAGUUUGCUGUCUUUGGAUGCGGCCACAAGGACUGGGUUUCGACCUUGUAUCGCAUUCCAAAGGUUCUCGAUAAGUGCUUAGCAGACGCUGGCGCCGAUCGUCUCGUUGAAAUUGGUCUCACCGACGCUAGCACUGGCCGUUUAUACCCCGACUUCGACGACUGGGCACACAGCAAGCUCUUCCCCGAACUCGCCAGCCGCCACGGUAUCACUCUUGACCACGAGCCUGACUCUCUCGAACUCAGCGUCACUAUCAACCAGUCCCAGCGGAACGAUAUCGGAGGGAACUUCAAGAGGGCCGAGGUCGUGGAGAAUACUCUUCUCACUAGCCCUGGUGUUCCUCGAAAGUGCAGUCUACUCCUCAAGUUACCGAAGGAUAUGGCGUACACUCCUGGCGAUCAUGUCUUGGUUCUGCCUAAGAAUCCGCCUCAGCUUGUUGAUCGGGUCAUGACUUGCUUUGGUGUAGAUGAUGAUACUGUCUUGACUGUGUCGUCACAACGACCGACUUUCCUUCCGACUGGCACUCCCGUCCUUGCUUCGAACCUCUUCAGCACACUUGUUGAACUGUCCCAGACAGUCAGCCGCACCAGCCUCAAGAGACUUGUGGACUUUGCAGGCAAUGAUGAGACCAAGGCUGAAAUCCAGAGUCUCACUGGUGAUAGGUACGUUGCCGAGAUCGACCAACAACGGAUGUCCAUCCUCGACAUCCUCCACAAGUACCCCUCCAUCAACAUGCCACUGUCAACCUUCCUCUCCAUGCUUCCCCAGAUGCGUCCCCGCACGUACUCCUUCGCCUCAACACCAGAGUGGAAGCCCGGCCACGGCUCACUUCUCUUCUCCGUCGUUGAAGCCACUGAAGCCAGUGGAUCAGCGCUUGCACGCCCAGGUGGAUUGGCUACCAACUACAUGGCUCAGCUUCGUCCCGGCGACUCUGUUCUUGUGGAGCCUCGACCUUGUGGAGUUGAGCUGCGGACUGCCAUGACUGCUGAGCUCAACGUUCCUGUCGUCAUGAUCGCUGUGGGCGCCGGCCUCGCUCCUUUCUUGGGAUUCAUGCAGAAGCGAUACCUACAGGCUCAGAACUCAGGCCACUUGUCCAAUUCCCCCUGUACACUCUUCUUUGGAUGUCGCGGCGCAAAAAUGGAUGACAUCUGCCGCGAUACGCUAGAUGAGUACUCCCGCGCAGGUGUUGUAUCAAUCCACCGUGCCUUCAGCCGCGAUUGGGACUCGCCGUACAAGUACGUUCAGCACUUGGUGGCUAAGCACGCUGAUGCCUUGGCGCGACUUUGGGGACAGGGUGCUAUCGUAAUGAUUUGCAGUGGUAAGAAGGUUUCUGACGAUGUGUUUGAUGUUUUGGGCCCUAUUCUUCAUAGCGAGGAUAGAAGGUUGAACACAACCAGGGCGAGUGACUGGAAGACAUGGAGGGAUGGUGUUAGUAAAGAGCGGUUGAUCUUGGAGGUGUUUGGCUAG